Messenger RNA from Vespa velutina, 2849 nucleotides. RefSeq names its product apoptosis-inducing factor 3. NCBI's taxonomy places the organism in Eukaryota, Metazoa, Arthropoda, Insecta, Hymenoptera, Vespidae. Gene Ontology annotation, cellular component: cytoplasm. The record is from RefSeq and is a predicted model, not a curated record. The coding region runs from base 429 to 2381 and encodes 650 amino acids. The transcript is spliced from 10 exons. Gene Ontology annotation, molecular function: oxidoreductase activity, acting on NAD(P)H; flavin adenine dinucleotide binding; 2 iron, 2 sulfur cluster binding.
AAAUUAUACAAGAAAUAAGAAUUAUCCAUAUCAUUUAAUUAUUCUUAACCACUUGUAGUGCAAAGAAAUUCACGGUUGCGCGUGCCAGAACAGUCGAGUGCAAAUCACUUCGGGACGCGUUCAGGAUUCUACAUUAUCUUGUCUUCUCCUUUUAUUUGUGCAAAUAAUAUCACAGGCUUCACUAUCACUUUCUAUUUUACAGUCUGGGGUCAAUACUGAUAACUUUACACGAUGAAGUGCAAGCAGAAACUGUGUCUUGGUCAUUUGGUAUAGUGCAUUCACAUACAAUUAUCUUACUCCUAUAAUGCCACAAUAUCGAGUGAUAAAUAAAUUCCAAACAUCAAUUUCAAUCAAUUCUCGGAUAUCUUUUGCAAAUGGUAGCCUAAAAAGAUAUCGUGAUAAAGAUAACAAACAGUAAUUCAUUAGUCAUGGGUUUGAAACAUUGUAAAGAAUUUUCAUCUACAGAUGACUAUGAGAGAGAACGAUAUAAAUCUACGGAAAAAGUGAUUAAAAAUAUCAAGAUUAUCUUAUACACGAUAUGGUAUGACUGCUCUUAUAUCUGCGUUGUUCUACAAAAAGAAGAAAAAAAGAAACGUUACUUAACAAAUUCCGAGUUUAUAAUGUCAACAAAUGGGGAUAAUAAGAGAAAAAUUCAUAUCUGUAAUCUAUGCAAUAAAGAACAAGAUAUUAGUAAAACACAUAAUAGAGGAUCAUGCUGUUGUUCUUGUAUACCAGAAAAAUAUGAUUAUAUAGAAGAUGUAGUAUGUAAAGAAAAUGAUAUUAGUGAAAAUGAAAUGAAAGUGGUAACUCUUGGGAAGAAUGAUGCUAAAGUUUUACUAGUAAAACAAAAAGGAGAAAUACAUGCACUUGGAACAAAAUGUACCCAUUAUGGAGCUCCAUUGCAUACAGGUGCAUUAAGAGACGGAAUAGUAAGAUGUCCAUGGCAUGGAGCAUGCUUCAAUAUCAAAACAGGUGAUAUAGAAGAUUAUCCAGGAUUAGACUCUUUACCUUGUUAUAAGGUAACUGUAGAUGAAGCAGGACUUGUGCAUGUUAAGGCAAAAGUUAAAGAUUUAGAAAUUAAUAAACGAGUUAAAGAUAUGUGUGAAUAUGAUGUUAAAAAUUCAAAAACAACUUUAAUUAUUGGUGGAGGUCCUGCAGCUGCAACAUGUGCUGAAAGCUUACGUCAAGAAGGUUUUACAGGAAAAAUUAUUUUAAUCAGUAAAGAAAAAGUAUUACCUUAUGAUAGAGUGAAAGUAUCUAAAGUAAUGAAUUUUGAUGUGAACAAAUUUUCUUUAAGACAACCAAGUUUUUAUAAUGAUCACAAAAUUGAAACAAAACUAGGUCGAGAAGCUAUAGGUCUAGAUACAAAUCAAAAUAUUAUUACGCUUGACAAUUCUGAAACACUAAAAUAUGAUUACUUAUUCCUUUGCACUGGUUGCAAAGCAAGAGUACCUGAUUUAUCAGGAGUGAAUUUAGAAAAUAUUUUUAUAUUACGCAAUUAUACUGAUUCACAUGCUGUACAACAAGUAUUACAUCCUAAUAAACAUUUGGUUAUAUAUGGGUUAGGUUUUAUUGGUAUGGAAGCAGCUUCUUAUUGCAUAGAUAAGUGCGCAUCUGUGACCAUCGUAGGACGAGAUAAAGUACCUUUAGAUACAAUUUUUGGUACAGAGAUUGGUAAUAGAAUUAGAGAGGAAUUUGAAACAAAAGGUAUUAAAUUUAUAUUUAAUAAUACUAUAUCAAAGUUUCUUCCUAAAGAAGGCAAUGAUAAUAUAUUAGGCAAAAUUGAACUGUCUAAUGGUAAUAUUCUUGAAGCAGAUAUAUGUAUUAUUGGAAUAGGUACAACAUUUUAUACAGAUUGGUUAAAAGAAUCAAAAAUUAAGAUGUUGGAUAAUGGUGGUAUUAUCGUAGAUAAGUAUUUGAAAACAAAUAUAGAAAAUGUAUAUGCUGGUGGUGACAUAGCUUAUGCUCCAGUAUUAGGUUCUGAUCAUAUUUCAGCUACUAUUGGCCAUUAUGGCUUAGCUCAUUAUCAUGGUAAAAUAGCAGCUUUAAAUAUUUGCAACAAAGAAACAGUUUUAUACAGUGUCCCAUUCUUUUGGACUACUUUAUUUGGAAAGAGUUAUAGAUAUGCAGGAUACGGCAAAUCAGAUAAAGUGAUCAUUUAUGGUUCUUUAGAAAACUUGCAAUAUUUUGCUUAUUAUGUAAAAGAUGGUAAAAUAAUAGCAAUGAGUAGUGUUGGAGCAGAUCCAGUUGUAGCAGAUUUUGCAAAUUUGUUGGCAGAGAAACAAAUCUUAAUGGAGGAUGAUAUUAAAAACAAUCCUUUUGGGUGGAUGUGUAAUAAAACUAAAGAUGUAAUAAAUAAAUUCCAACUAUUACAUGUUUAAUAGAAAUAGUUCUCUUUUUUGUAUAUCUUAUAUCUUUGCUUCUCAAAAUUAAUAUAUUGUAUUUAAAAAAAUGUAAAAAGAUUAUGUAAAAUGUAAAAAAAUAAAAAUAUAUGUAUAUAAAUAUAUACCUUCACCACAAUAAUGAAUUUUUAUAUUAUGAUUCUUUUUUCUUUUACUAAUAAUUUUACAAAACAAUUGCAAAUUAUUGUAUAAUUUUAUUAAUAUACUCAUUUAAGUUCUUUGUAUUAAUAUACUUAGAGAUGUAUUUUUGGUUUGUUGGUAAUAGCAGUUGGUAUAUAAAAAUAUUUAAUGUUCUAAGGACCUUGAACCAUCUUAAUGACAAACUUGAAAUUAUAUUGUUGUUACCCGAUAUCUAACCUAACGUAUUUUGAAAAAGCAUACCGACUUGUUUUUGUAUAGUGUAUGGUAUCUAUUGCCACAGUGAUCGUUGUUACGGCUUGUUUAUUU